This is a messenger RNA of Guillardia theta CCMP2712, 1182 nucleotides long. RefSeq lists its product as hypothetical. Gene Ontology annotation, molecular function: protein binding. The transcript has 6 exons. NCBI's taxonomy places the organism in Eukaryota, Cryptophyceae, Pyrenomonadales, Geminigeraceae. The record is from RefSeq and is a predicted model, not a curated record. The coding region runs from base 1 to 1182 and encodes 393 amino acids.
AUGUGGGUCCCUCAAUCACAUACGAGAUUCAGCUGGAUUGCAAACCACAGCGAUCAGGUGUUGCCGAUCGGACACACAAACUUCAGCUGGUUUUGCACUGCACAGAAUGUAGAAGAGGAAGAAAGAAUUAGGGGAGGAGGACUGAGGCGAGGAUUCUUGGAUGCAAAACAUGGGGAAACCAAGGUCCAGGAUGUGGAGAAAUUCCUUACCCGAGAUGCUCCGAGGUUGUUGGAGGAAGCCGGCAGACUGUCUGAACUCCGAGCAGAGGAAACAAGCCCGUACAAGCACAAGUAUGAAGCUCGAGCUAUUUUGAAGAAGGUGCACAGUCAACUUGCUGCUUGCGAUCCCGCGGGAAGCUCGGGGGAGAUUGGGAUGAAGAUGGAGGAAGCAAAAGCAAGAACGGAGCUCAUGCUCGGCAUCAACUUCUACGAGACAGAGGAAGUAAGUCAAGGACACAAGUUCCUGACAGAGGCCGAGGCUCUUCUGUCCGCCAUCUCGUCCAAGUCAGCUGAGAGCAGGUGUCAUGCUGACUACAUGGACUGUCUCAAUCACCUCGCAAUCAUAUCGAGCAUGCGAGAUGAGCAGCACAAGGCCCUCGAGCUCCUCCUGAGAGCACGGGAGGUCCAUCGACGAGCUCGCGCUCCGUCCUCUCCCUCCGACCUCCUCUCCCCCAUGGAGAAGCAGCUCACAACCACAUGCUUCCUGCUCGCCCAGGUCUACCAGAAGGUGGGAGAUUUGCAUGCCUCGGCAGAGCUCUGCGUGGAGACUCUGGACCGGCAAGCACAAGUCUUCACUGAAGAGGACUGGAAGGCGCAGGGAGACGAGUGGGUCAAGAACGCCAUCCAGAUGUCGGGCUACAGCCUGAGCAUGAAUGACUUUGAGAGCGCGAGCAUGUGUCUAGGAGCAGCAGAGGCAGCAAGGGAGAAACUGCUGGGAAAUCAACAACAGAAGGAUAGGAAACUGAUCUUUCAGGGGAUCGAUUUUCACCUAGAGGGAGUGAGAGCGAAUGUUGAGAGGAGGAAGGGCAAGAAAUUCCCCGAGCAAGUGACAGACUAUGAGUCUGCUUGCGUCGUCGUGAGAGGAAUCGUCAAUUCUCUUGACAAGGUUAAGGAAUUUUACGUCCUCGAUGGUUUCUGCACUGAGCACAUCGUGGUGUUACAAGACAUCUCGAGGUUUGCAUGA